AUGUCACUCUCCAAGAAUACCCCGGAGUCGAUGCAUGACCUGUUGAAGAAGGGAGACAAGUACGUCGAUGCGGAGAAAGCGGAGAAGGUAACUAAAAAUCUCAGGGAUGGAUGGGAGACGGAAGCUCAUAAGCGAAAGACAAAUGAUGAGCGGAGGCACGCUGAUAAGAAUAAGCCGAAAAAUGAACACAUGAACAAGGGUUAUACCCAUGACCGGCCGAUCAAGCAGAAGGGAGAGGAGGUACAAGUACCCACCCCUUUGAACAUCCCACGUACAAAGUUAUUGAUGGAAAUACAGUACAUGAAAGAGCUCAAAUGGCCUAAAUCGAUGCUGACUCCCUCUAGCAAGAGAAAUCAAAGUAAGUACUUCCAUUUUCAUAAAGAUCACGGACAUGAUAUUGAAGAAUGUCUGCAGUUGAAUGAGGAAAUUGAGCGCUUACUAAGGCGGGGGCUAUUGGCUAAGUAUGUAAAAAAUGAUAGGGGCAAGCAAAGGCUCGAGGAUCUAUCCCCGGCAAGGGUAGGAGUGAUAAACAUGAUCAUUGGGGGUGUAGCAUUGGGCAGCGACUCAAAUUUUGCUAGAAAGAGCUAUGCGCGUUUUGUGGGGGUCUGCUCAAUCCAAAAAAAAGUAAGGUUCAACCAGAGCAUUACUUUCGAUGAAGAAGACUUGAUCGAUAUAACGCAUCCCCAUGAUGACGCGUUAGUGAUAGUAGGCGAUAUGGCAGAUUUUAACGUGAAGAGGGUCCUAGUUGAUGGGGAAAGUGCGGCGAACGUCCUCACCUGGGAUGCCUUCUUGGGUCUAAAGAUUUUCCCCGAGAAGUUGAAGAUGGUGACUACCCCUCUACAAGGCUUUGGAGAAGCAAUAGUGAUAUCGAAAGGAACUGUGGAGCUUCCAGUUACGCAAGGCACAUAUCUAGCGACAGUGGUGAUUGUGACUAACUUCUUGGUUAUCAAGACCCCCAUAGCCUACAAUGCCAUCUAUGGCUGGCCAUUGCUAAAUGCAGCUGGUGCUGUCCCAUCAACCUACCAUCAAGUUAUGAAGUUCCCAACUAGCAGAGGAGUCGGGUGCGUGCGAGGGGACCAGCAUGAAUCAAGGAAAUGCUAUGUAGAUAGUAUACAGGCUAAAGGCUCACCACCAAUCAUGGUGCUGGAUGUGGAACUCCCAAGGGGACGAAUUGAGCCGCUUCAUAUGACUGAAAAAAUCUUUAUAGCCGAGGGGCGGGGGUUUAGUGUUGGAACAGGUCUAGAAUUCGAAGAGAAGGAAAAAUUAACAAAAUGUCUAGCCAGUAACUUGGACGUUUUCACUUGGGGCCUAGAAGACAUCCCAGGGAUUAGCCCAAUCAUCGCGCAACAUCACCUCGGUGUCCAACUAGGGGCUAAGCCAAUGAAGCAGAAAAAAGAAAUUUUGCCCCUGAGAGGCAAGCCACAGCCAAAGCAGAGGUAG
Messenger RNA from Olea europaea var. sylvestris, 1440 nucleotides. RefSeq lists its product as uncharacterized. The record is from RefSeq and is a predicted model, not a curated record. The transcript has a single exon. Bases 1 to 1440 code for a protein of 479 amino acids. Lineage: Eukaryota; Viridiplantae; Streptophyta; Magnoliopsida; Lamiales; Oleaceae.